AUGCCGAUAAUAAUUGUACAUGUCGUGUUUAAUUCUAAAACAGUAUUUGAGUGGGAAGGACUUCCCGUUAAUAAAGAUAUGAACAUACAAGAAUUUUUUAAAGAUGUAGUUGUUGACAAAUUAAAUCCGGAACUAUGGGAGAAAAAUUGUGUAGCAUAUUUUAGUCAUACGAAAAUAGGUGAAACAGAAAAAAUAGGAUUGGAAUGCAAUGCGUGGGAGACUGUAAAUCAGUGCGGAAAAUAUGUAACAUUUAAAUUACUAAAUGAUUCUAAUGAAAUACCAUCUAUGAAUACAAUCAAUGCAUUCGAAUUAAUGAGAUCUGCAUCAAUGCAUAAUUAUCUUCCAGAAUUUAAAUUACCGGCAAAAAAUUCUUGGGAACAAUUACGCAUAGAUUUAAAUGAAUUGAUUAGAAGUAAUGGAGGGGGUUGGAUAGGAAAGGAUAAUGCAAAUAAUAUUGGAAAAAAAUUUGUUACUGAUUUGGCAAAAUCUAUUUGGUGCGUUGAUAUUUGCUCUUAUAAAACAUUCAAUGAGAGAUUUAAAAUCCCAGCUUUAUUUACCAAUUUUUUUGAUCGAGCACAUCCUGAAAAAUACAAAAGUUCAAGAAGAUCAUUUGAUUCAGAAGAAUUAUAA
Molecule: messenger RNA, 630 nt
Organism: Rhizophagus irregularis DAOM 181602=DAOM 197198
Lineage: Eukaryota; Fungi; Glomeromycota; Glomeromycetes; Glomerales; Glomeraceae
Source: RefSeq, a predicted model, not a curated record